This is a messenger RNA of Colletotrichum lupini, 714 nucleotides long. RefSeq lists its product as uncharacterized. Lineage: Eukaryota; Fungi; Ascomycota; Sordariomycetes; Glomerellales; Glomerellaceae. The transcript has 6 exons. Bases 1 to 714 code for a protein of 237 amino acids. The record is from RefSeq and is a predicted model, not a curated record.
AUGCCGUAUCUUGAGCAAGACUUGAACGACGCCAGAGGGUGGGAGCCGGAGGUAGGGAGCGAAGAGGAGGUUGCGUUUCUGGCGGCUGUUAUGAUGAAGGAGACAGAAGGAAUCGACAUGAAAGGCUUGGAUCUUGGAGUGCGAUCGCACAUUCUUCUUGGAGUGAUGUGCUCUGCUUUUGAUGUCGACAAGGGACAGCAGGUGGAAGAGGUUGAGCGUCGGCUUGAUGGACAGUCUGACGUUGAAGAGAAUAGGGGUGAGUUGCUGCGUCAGAUUCUGAAGUCUGUGGUCAGCUGCAAGCAGCUCCGGGGGAUGGGUGAAAUACAAGAUGUCUACUUAGGAUCUGAACAUGCCAUAAUCCAUCACACCGCGCUUCGAAAACUUGAAAGGAGGCUCGAGAACACACAGAAAUGUGAGAACAUUCAGGCUCUCAAUGAAAUAGAAACCCACACAAAGGCCAGUCGAAGGGCUGGCAAUGCUGAGAAUAACAGCUUGCGCGCACUAGAGGAGACUAUCAAACUGACUGGUAUCUUCAAGUUGAGAUCCAUCAGUUCACUUGUCAUUGAGGCUUCCGCCGGCUCUUCGUCAUACGCACACCGUAGGAAGAGGUCCACAGGAUGUAUUGGGGGCAAGAACUUCGGGAGGCUGCAAAAACAUCAAGCCCGCGGUUUAUUCAGAGAAGAUUUUUCGUUAUUUCCUUUCAUCGGAGCAUAA